AUGGCUAAAACAAUCGGUGCGAAAAAGUCACUUUGGCAACAAGUGUGUGAAGGUGAGUGGAUUAUUUUGUUGCUCUGCUGAAAGUUAAAGCUUUUGUUAAAAGAAACGGUACAAGUAUUUUUUUAAAUAUGAUUUUAUUUUUGUAGAGUAUGAAGCUGAGCAGCCCCGUCCUCCCGGUGCUGUGUUGACAGAUGACAGCUCAGUUAGCACCCAGAUCUCCCAGUACAGCGCCAGUACACACUCCCCAGUUUUCUACGGACUCACCACAGCUAAGGUAAACACAUCUGUUCACCAAGUCGAGGAAAAUAACUACUGUUUUCUGAACAGUUUGGAUCCCAGGGGUUUAGUCUAGUGUGUUAAAUCCUCGCUUUCAUCAGGUGUCUGUGGAUGAUGAUCCUCUCAGAGACUUUGACCCUCUCCGCGGUCACCCCGCUCUCGCUGGCUACUCAAUAUUGGAAAAACCUCAAAAACCUCCUUCUAGCCGGACGCAUCAGUCUGCUGCUGAAACUUCUACACACCUACAUACAAGUAAGAUGAAUCAGUAACAAUUUCCACACAAAAUAUUCACAGUAAAUGAUACAAUUGACCUUUAAAAGAUUUUAAACCCUGAAAAAUUACGAAACACUGUAAUCCAAAUAUAAUGUGUAAAACCUGUCUGUGUCCGUGUCAGGUCCUGCUGUGCUGUUCUUGGAGCAGAGGGUGUUUCCCGUGUUGCUGCCUGGACUGGAGGCUUUGCUGAAAGAAGCUCAGAAGCACGGCUGUUUCGAGGUCUGAAUUGUAAAUGACCUUUUAGAUUUUUGUUUCACAUGUAAAUCUCACAGAAAUACUGAAUAUUAGAAGUAUUUCUGAACUCAUAAGUUUAUGUUAUGAGUUUAAAUAACUUUGAAUUCUUCUCUGAAAUGAACAUUAUUCUUGAAUGUGUUCCAGAGGAAAAUAACAGCAUUUAACCCGUGUGAUUUCCUGACUGAGUGGCUCUACAAGUAAGAGUCUGUGUAUACACACAUAUAUACACACACACACACUAUCUUCACUUCAUCUUAUAUUGUAUACAGCUGAAAUGUGUGUUAGUGUGUCAUCUUCUUUUUGUCUCAGUCACAACCCCUGCAGGCAGGAGCAGACCCCAGUGAAAUUUCAUGACAUCCCAUUUGUCGAGGACUGGCUCAGUGUGCAGUGAGUGUCUCCUCGCCUACAUAUACACACAUUUUCACUACUAUAUUCUUCAGCUGCAGCUUAAAGGUAUAUUCUGGGGUGAAAUUAAUUUAGGAUCAAACACACGUGACACCGAGUUAGACACCCCCUCGAGAGAUGAAUGUUGCCGACCGCUUGCUUCUCUAGUUAUACCAACUUUAGUAACGACCGCAGGAUAGCAAUACAGAGCGCUCUGAGGAGCCAUAAACCAGGCUAAUGCAUGCAAGUAUACUAUAGAUCUCACUACACAUUGAUGCACACACAUGCAGCCAUUGAAUCAGAAAACAAGGUAAAACAGGUAUAAGAACGAGAGCACACAAACAGAUGGAAACUAUGCAUUCGUUUUUGUUCUUUUGCAUAUGAGGUGAAGCAUCUUUCUGCUCUGUCUUGUUUCUCCCCCCCCCAAUGAUAUCCAGUCCCAGGCCUCCCACCCCUCUGUUUCUGCGGCUGAGUGAGGAUCAAGCUGCGCUGCUCAUCCAGGCCUUCUGGAGGGGAUUCAAGGUAAGAUGAGCAUGAAUGACAGAAAACAGGACUGCUGUCAGAGAAGAUAUUAUGACUUUUUGUUGAAGAUUGUGUGAUUUUAAUGGCAGGGGUCGUACAUAGUCUAAGAAGUAUACAAAAUGGGGUAAAGAAGUGUAGAAGAGUCCUGCAUUUAUUCCACAAACCCUGCUGAUCCUUGCUGCCUGCAUCUGUGCAAGUCUAUGUGUCUUUUAGGAUACAAUAGACACCCUAAUGCAAGUGCACUGGCCCAAAGAGUGAUCCUGUUGUAUAAUACCAUCCAGCUGAAAAGCCCUACUUCCACGAGGACUGCAAUUUCAUUUCAGCUUGAUUAUGUCAUCGCUGAUGUUGGGCUUUAAUUCCUUCCUGUGUGGGCGUUGAAGUGCUCUGUGCUGGGAUAUAAAUAGACAUAAACAGACACUACCAGAGGCAAACAGCGGAGAUUUGACUUCACACGCAGAUAAACCCCUGUGUCUGGUACAGUGUGGGGAUGAAGGCAAGUCUCAGCAGAAGCUUUCGCUUUAACAGUCUUGCUGCAAAAAAAGAUCAGCGGGAGAAAUUUGAUCCACAGUGAAACAUGUUUCUGUUUCUCACGGUUGAAUUUGUGGGUGUGUGCACCGAAAGAUCCCUCCAGCGUGUUUACGUGUGGGACCGCGUCUUAGUUUGGACUCCUUUAGCACCACCAGGGGGCAACGCUUCCUUUCUUUUUCUCGGUUACAAAAAAAGUCAGCCUCCUCUGCUCACAUGGGGUGGCAGCAGCGAGCCAGCUGACCUCACCGUGCAGAGAGGGGUUCAGCGGGGCCACUGAUAGCACUGCAGCCCUGCACCCCAAGGGGCUCAGUGGAAGACAGACACAGCCAGAAAGAGACAGAAGUGAUGAGGUGGGAUGAUGCAUUUGAAAGGACCAGGCAAGGAAUAUUUUUAGACUCCCCGGAUGAAAAAAGAUGAUGAUGAUUGGGAAUAAUGGGGCAAGAUGGAGAGAAUUGAAGAGAGAGGUAAAAAGGGGGACAGAGGUGGAGGCUGGAGUGUCGGAGAAACAGGGUGAGGCCGUGAACUCUCAGGGUACAAAGUUGAAGGGAGGCCUCCUGGGGAUCAUCAUUUAUUCAAGAUACACAGGGUGGAGGUCUUUUAGGGAGUCUGCAAGUCCUCAUGCAGGCGUAGUUGUGUGUCACGGCUGCUGUUACCUCGACUCCGGAGACAAGAACAGGGAACAGCUCACUGGGCAAGCCGAGCAGAGACAGGGACAUCUACACAAACAGAGUCAGCUGUGCGGCACUGAUGCGCUGUAGAACUUCAUGUAAGAUCUGUGUGUGUGUGAGUGUGUGUGAGUGUGUGUGGUAGUUUUUUUGUCUCCAUUUAAACAUCUAAUCUCUCAAAACUCUCAUUAUGAUAUCUCGGCUCACGGAUCUAGAAUCUAUGUGAACAAUGACGAGCCACAUUUCAUCUUAAUCUGCCGAGUGUGAGGUUUUUACAGACUUGAGGAUAUUUUUGAGGGUUUAUACGAGUGUAAUAGGAUUAUAGGAUUUAGUUGUAGAAAAACCCAUUCGACUCAAUAAUGAAUGUAACUUUUAUGUUUAGUGUUUUGAUACUUAACGAACUUUAAAAAUAGACCAAUCUGAAGCUAAUUAUCCUGCUAUAAUUAUGAUGAAAAUGUCCUCAUCCAUCAGUGUACCCUGCUCUCUUCAACCACACCCCCUCUUUCCCCCGCACUCUUACACCCUCUCUGUUAUAUAACCCGCCUGACGCAGCGCUGACUGCAGAGACAGUGUGUGUGCGUGAGUGUGCGUGCGUGUGUGUGUAUAUGUCUAUGUGUGUGUGUCUGUGUGUGUUGGUAAGAAAGACAGACAGACCGAGGGCCAGGAAGCAGAGAAGGAGGGUAUUUUUGCAGAUUGGAGCUUUAUCCCUCCAUUAUUAAUGCGAUUCAUCCAAACAUAUUGAGGACGGAGGAAGAGCAGCGGUACAGCGCGUACCCACAGAAACACAGACACACACAGACACACACUCACACUCUAACACUAACUCACAUCUAUGGCCCAGACAAUGCAAUUUUCUGUUGUUUCACUCACAACCAUAAAGGGCUGAUGGGUCUAAACAUGUUACAUAAUCUUCUUUAGACUGUGGGCCUCAGCCCAGCUCUAAUCCAUUCAUCCAUGCCUGCUACUUUAAUGUACACAUACGCACACACACACACACACACACACACACUCCACUGAUCACUGAGGCUCUCUCAAGUCUCACAAGCUGAGUUGCAGUAAUGUGGCUAUACUGUGUAAUAAAUAGGCAGCACAAUUAGACAGUCAAUACAGAGGAUUGGUGGUCAGGCAGUGGAGCGGGAUUUUAUUAUGAUCUUCUCCACCGUCUGUAUGUAGAGAUUUAUGAGGAGGACACUCUGCAGCUGCUCUUUUCCUGGCCUCAGCAGGAUAGUUUAGUAUCUAGUGCCUCAACAUGGACUCGAGGAUUGAGCGGGUAAACAGACGAUCUUAGAAAACAGGAUCGGCUCUUAUACCAGAUUUUAAAAAACACAUUGUGCAACAAGCAGUAUAAACUAUCAAGCAGCCACACAUGGAGAGAGGAGAGCAGGGAGAGGAGCUAAUCAUGCUUAAUCAUACCCUGACGUCUGACUUUGACAAAACUCUUCCACGAUGUGUGCAGACAUACUGAAUAUUUAGAGCCACACUCCAGGCUGCAGAGAUCGGCUGGUGGAGCAAAAGUGCGGCUCCACACCUUCCACAAACCGAACUCACAUUUAACUUUUGGAUUAAAGCGUAAAGAUCCCUCCACAGAGCGGGCUCUUAUGUUGACUCUUUUGUAGGAUUAAUUCCUUUUUAACACCUAUUCUGAGCAGAGCAGUGGCUGCAUUUGUCAUUUGUGUCAUUUAACUUCAUUUUAAAUCAUCAAGAAACACAUUAAAAUGUAACCUCACAGAAGGAUAAAAGGUUUUUCAUUAGAGCUUGAGGUUGGUCUGACAGGCAUCCUGGAAGUUCUGACUUCCUUGUUUCCUUCCAGUUCCAGCUUCUGUGCUAAGCUAAGUCAAAUAUUGCUUUUGUUUUCUCAGCCGACACUCAGAAAAAUUAUUAAUUUCACUUCCAAAACCUCGCCCUCUCCUCCUCAGUCGUACAUUGUUAUAUGUUUCACUGUAAUUCCCGGCUCAAUCACUUUAUACUAACAGCUAUUUAUGUCUGAAGAGAUUCUCCUCGGGUUCAGUUAUUGUCUAAAAGUGGGACACACUAAGUAACCCACUGCGUGUGCUCCUCUUGACAUGAACUAAUAGCUGUUUGAGAGAAUCUCACACACUCUCUGUAGUCGGCCGCAGAAGUAGGUCUGAGAUUCCAGCUGAAUGAUCCGAGGGCAGGAGCGGGAUAGAUGAAUGGUUCGAUUUGAGGUCCAAGUGCAGGGACACUCAUGCAGAAAAUAUGUCAAAGGCACUCAGGACACACAGUGGCCGAAGGCUGUGCUUCAUCCUCACUUCUCCCCCUGCUGAAGGGCUGCGGGGGCCCUCUGUCUGUCCCAGGAUUGGACGGCCACAGGGUCAGGUGGUCCCGUCCUGGGAUUCCCUCUUUUACCUUAAACACGGGGAGUAUUUUAGACAUGAUUAAGUCUAGUCAUGAAGUUAGAGAAGCAGAUCUGAGGUUGUUUCCUGGAAGCAUCAGUCAACAAAAACAGAAACCAUCGUCCUGCUGCUGCAGAGUGUGAGGCUGAGAGAGGAGUUCAGUCACACAGGCAGCUUGAAAAGAUGUGUAGUUGGAUUGAAGUGUGUGUGAAACAGAGUGUGCACGCUUUUGUGGGUACAUGCCGAGUGUGGGGGGGGGGCUCUUCUUUACUGUUGGUGGUGGCGGCUUUGGUGGAAGUGGUUAAAGCUUUGCUAUUUGUAACGUGUUUUUGGGCUUUCGAGGGAUUUUUGUUUGAUCUUAAACCUCGAGUGAAGGUUUCCUCAUUUGGCGCUGACACAAAGAAAAAACACAAUGUUGGAUUAGUGCCGCGUUAAGGCAGAGAAAAAGAGGAAAUGUUGUAAAAAGGGGAGUAAAUUUACAAAAGAAAAUCAUAAAAGAGGGAAAAAAAGGUUUUAAUUUAGUAGUUUUCUUGUAAAGAUACUACAAUAUAGCCGUGAAUUAAAAGUGAUAAGAUUACAAGAGUAAAUUUACAGGAUAUACAUAACUGGAAUCGACUUGUAAAUGUACGACUUUAUUUCUCUUUAAACUUUUAUUUUCCUCACAUUAAUAAUGAAAGCCAUAGUUUCAAGAACAUUAAACUAUAAUAUAACAAAAGUUGUAAAUUUUGUUCAAGUUAUGUAGAUUUAAUGAAAAGUCUUAAAAUGUGGCUCAUAAAGUCAUAAUAUUAUGAGAAUAAACCUGCAAAUUCACCACAUCAUUAUUUUAUCUCCAUCAUCUUUUCUUUAAACCCACAAGAAUAAAGUCAUAAGGAAAAAAAUCCUAAAUUUACAAGUUAGUUCUCGUAAAUUUUUAAGAUUUAAAUCAUAUAUUUACCUAAGAGUUUUAUCUUUUAUCAAGAGUUGCUGUGAUGACGCUCGGCUCAAACAGCGUAUCCCCCGGGUGAGCUACGCAAUCUUUGUACACUCAUAGGCUGUUUCAAGUGUCAAUCAUAGAAAACUUGAACCUCCUAAUAACUUUCAAAAACGGAGCUGUACAGAAAAAAGAGGAACUGUAACUACAUAUCAACAUCGCAACCAUGGGGGAAAAAAUUAUGUUCUGUGUAAUAAAUUUGUAAAGUUGGUCCACAGCUCAAUAAGCUUUGCUGGAGGAGGCGGGAUUUAUGACCUAUACUGCAGCCCGUCACCAGAGGGUGCUGUUCUUGGAGUGGCUUCACCCAGCAAGGAGGCAGACUCUGUCCAUUCUAUAUACAGUCUAUGCUCCUAACCCUAACCCAAACCCGACAGACAAUGACGUUUCACAGCCAUAAGGAAAAACCAAUCAGAGCCCAGCACUUCUAGCCAAUCAGAGACGAAAUACCAUCCUACGAAAUGGCUUGCCGGUGUAGUAGAAGUGGCAGGUAACAUUGGAGCCUUUUGACUCUUGGACACUAAUGAAGAAAGCUACUAUUAUAAUUAGUUUUCUUACAAACAUUUCAAUCCGCUAACGCAGACACUUCUUCUGCGAUCGUCUUCUCCAUUUCUCUGAGUCUGGCCUGCAUAGCGGGGCUCUGGGGGCGGAGCUUGGAUUGGUUACGUAGGAAAUCUCACUGUAUCUGAUCCGCUGUUUGGGUCUGCCAGAGAUUCACAGAGAUUUGAAUGCAGAAAUAUUCAGAGAUGCAAUUUCGCACUUCUUUUUUCUCAUGAUACGUCCUGUAGCAUCAGAAAAAUGUCAUAUGAACAUGUAGAUUUUCAUCAGAGUGGGUCUUUAAGCGUUCACACAGCAUAAAGACUGUCUCACAAACCUACUCAAACCCGCUCAAUGACUUUUAUAUUUAUAGCAUCCAGGUUCUGUAUUAUUAAUGGUUCAGUAAUGAUUCAUACGAGACGAGAAAAGAGGACUUAUCUUGUGUCUGAUUCGAACAUAUGAAAGCAUGUACACAGAGCGGUCAAAAUAAAACCUCGCCCCUGCUAAUCAGCUGCGUUGAUGCACACAGACAAGCCCUCAAAGCUCUUAUGUGUUCGCAUUCAACUCCGCUCUUUGUCUCCUGCUGUCACACACACUCUGUCAGCAUCCCGCACAAAGCAUGUAUACGCUCAAAAAAGCCAGCUUUCCGAGCACAGAGACUCUUCUUUCUCUCUCUGCGUGUCAGAUGUCACAGUAAAAAUAAACCACCUCCAGGAUCUAACGGCCAUCAAGCUUUUCUGUCAUGAAGAAGAACUGGAGGUACGAGGUUUCUGCGGGACACACAAAUAAAAUGCACACAGGAGAUGGUGAGCAAACACAACAGACUCCGACUCCCCCCUCACCCCUCCUGACCCUCACCCCUCAUUUCCAUUUCUAUGGUUUGUCUCCCAUCAGCAGAGGAGCUGUUGCAGCGCUGUGACACCCGCUAAAUUAACUAUUGAAGCACGCCGGUCUAACCCAUUCCUCCACCCAACGCCAGGCUUAUAUAACGGCCCCAAUUUCAUACCCACUGCUAACAGCAACACUAUUGUGGCCGCUCAAGUAGGCACCCGGGAGAGGAAAACAAGACGAGGGAGAGGAGAAAAGAAGAAGAACUGGAAGGAAAAGAAAGAUAAAACAGGAGGAGAGGAUGUUGAAGACAAGGAUGAAACAAAGAGGAAGAAGCAGUGGGGGAGUAGCAGCAGUAGGAGGAGAUAAAAACAGAAAAAGAGAUUGAGCUCAAAGGGGAAAUUUUCUAUUCAUUUCAAUCAGAGAUUGGGUUUAGUAAUCCCUGAGUAAAGCCUGCAGCGUACACACCGACACACACAGAGCAACGACAUACAGGGGUUUCCUCCUGCAACAAAAGCAGGUCUCAGAGAGAGAAACCAGAGUCCUGAAUCUACAGCAGAGUCUGACCCAUUUACCCACCUAUGUGGACACACAGGGCUCCUUCCUCACACGCUUCAUUUACACCGACAGAGGCGGUUUUCAUAUUCAGACAUGUUCAUGUGUUUGAGGAGUUUUUCUCUCUCCCUUCGCUUCGCUCUCUUUCUUUCUUUUUCUUUCUCCAUCAUCCCAACACUGACUGAUCAUUAAGCUUCGAGACAAGACAAGUUUAUUUAUAUCCCACAUUUCUCAGUUUGUGAAACAGACUGGCUCUAAUGGAGAGCAUCAGCGUGGAGACUCAUGACUUCUAUCGUGUUGUUUUUAAAGCCUGUAAACGCCGUCACUCGAGACAAAAGUGUGCAGGAUUCACAGAGAUAUUCAUGUGUGUGUUUGUCGUAGAUCAGAGCACGUCCAGAUGUGCAGGAGCUGCGUCUGUGGCAGAGAGAUCUGAGGGAGAAGAAGGACAUUGCAAAAACUGUUGCGCAGUUCUGGGCGGCACGAGAGAGCCGAGGUAAAGACACACACGAGGAUUUACUAACCCGACGAUCUCAGGUCUGACAACUUUACUCAACAGUGUUUUCUUCAUAGGCAGGGAAGACGCUCAAACAAGCUACAGUGCAUGGCUACACAACAAUGCACACGUUGAUCAGCUGCAGAGUACAGUCAGACACACACAAACUGCAGAGAUACAGUCGUCACCUGAAGUGAAAGAAGGAGAUGAGGCUUGGAGAGAAGUGACACAGAGAAAGAACGAGGGCAGACGAAGGAAAGAGAAAGAGAAAGAGACAGGGAAGUGAAGGAGGAGAGAAAGUAAAUGUCUGCAGGGCUCAGGGUGUGUGUGUGUGUGUGUGUGUGUGUGUGUGUGUGUGUCUGUGUGUGUGUGUGUGUGUGUGUGUGUGUGUCUGUGUGUGUGAUGGGGAGAUGAAGCAAAGGAGGGAGGAUACAUGUGGAGACCAAGACGAGGUAUAGAGAGAUUAGGGAGGGGGUGAAGAUAGAGAGAGAGACGAGAGAGAGAGAGAGAGAAACAUGAAAUGUUAAAGUGUGUCCAGGCCUUUCAUUGGAUGUGUGUGUGUUUGUGUGUGUGUGUGUGUGUGUGUGUGUGUGUGUGUGUGUGUGUGUGUGUGUGUGUGUGUGUGUGUACUGUAUGCCAACAUGAAAGACAGAGCGGAGCAGCUGGGAAUGCAGUCCCGUGUCCAGGAUGUUUUACCGGCUUUAGAGCUCAGUGACAGUGACAAAACUUUGUCCUUGAACACACUCACAAACACACACACACACACACACACACACACACACACACACACACACACACACACACACACACACACACACACACACACACACACACACACAUACUCACAAACACACUAUUAACUGUAAACACUGAUGACGCACCUACAUCUCCUCCCAUCUUACAAAUACCUCCACAGUGUGCACUGACAUAUUGGUCAGGGGGCUUAUUUUGGUGCCGAGACGUGUGCAGGAGAGACCCUCCUGGUGUGAUUGACGCCACACCGUCUCCACCAACCAAAACCUGCAUUUAACCCUUAAACAGCAGAGGUCGCCGAGGGUGAUAAAGCUCACAGCAGAGACAGAGUUUUUAGACUUUUUAGACUUUUUAGAAUGGGUGUGUAUGCAGCUCCCAGUGCUUUUGGGGCCACCCUCAAGUGGACACUUGGGGUACUGCAGGUUUUAGCACUUCUCAUUUCUGAAAACCUGUGGAUGCCGCUCGUCUCAGAGGUAAAAUACGUUGCAAACCAGACAAAACAGGAGAGUAAAUAUCCCACCUGAGUGUGAAAACCGUCUGAUGAAACACUCACAAAACUAUUUUACUAUUUUAAUUUUGGGCUUUUUAAUUAUUACUAUUAUUUUUGGCCCUUAUUAGCAUUUUAAAAAGUACCAGGCUGUACAGCACUGAAACUUUCUUCUGUUCAUACCGUUAAAAAGAAAAAAGAUCAGUUUAAUGUGACAAAAAUGUAAACAUCGGGCACUUUUUUAGUGGGUGUAGCGCAGCUGGUUUGUUGUGUCGCCUUUAUGUUUGUGGCUCAAAAACAAUGAGACCAUCAUAAACACACACAGACGCAUUCCACGCAACAAAGGCGCCCGCUGCAGCGGUGUGGCGCUGACGAACAUUCCCCCACAGACACACUGAGCUGCUGCUGCACCACUACUGCUGACCUGACACUAUAGCAGGGUGUGUGUGUGUGUGUGUGUACAAGAGAGUGUGUCCAAUCUGAAAGCCGUUUUCUGACUCCUUCAACAGAACCAGAAAUCCGUGAGGCAGAGGCGGGCAGAGAGCGAGGCGAAGGGAUUGACGCUGAAGUCGCAGUUUGUUUUUCUGGUUUAGCCUGUUGUUGUUUUGGAUGUAAUGAAGCAAACGCCGCCCUCCAGCACUGACAGAUAAAUGACCCGUGUUUGGGACUGUGGGAGAAAGAGGCGGAAAUGAAGGAAGAGAGAAGAGAGAGAUUAUUUAGGGAAGCCGCCUCUCUGCUGCUAACAGGCCCUUUAAGUCGAUCCGGCAACAGCUGCACUCAUCUCAUCCGACCCGAGGAGACCGGCAUGCGAUACCUCUCCUGCCUUUUACAUUACACAGCCUAAAAUCAGAAUUAGUCAGAGACACAGAGAAAGAAAAAAAAAAACAAAAGCAGAGGGAGCAAAGUGACUGAGAGAGCUGACGCACGAUGAUACCUCAGGGUCAGGAGUUCACCGUUUAUUUGGCAGGUGGAGCUUUCAGCAGCUCAUGAAUCACCGCAGGACCGUCCUUGACCGUAGACAGACAUGUUGGGUGUUUACCUUCAGCCCACGAGCUCCAUAAACAGAGAAGUGAGAACUCCUCAUAAGUCAGGGUUCUGCAGUUCCAAAUGGUAAUAUAUUAGAGAGUUAUACUCUUUUGUUACAAAGCUGUUUACGAUACUUGACUCUGAUUGGCCAACGCUCCUUAGCAACGGUCUGUUAUUCCUUGGUAGCAGACCGUUACUAUGAGGAACAGACCUGUGCUUAUUCUUACCACAAAAUCAACGUUUCUGUUUAAUAGUAGAUGGUUAUCAUCACAGGGGAUAUACACCAGAGAAGUGUGGGCGAAUAAAGACUAUAGAGGAAAUAAAAAAGCAUAAAAUGUCACCACUUUUUAGGACUUUUUAGUCCGAUCCAGCAGAUGUAGGGUUUCAGGAUCUGUAGACCCAGAAUAAUUGAUCAUUUUAUCUCAUGUUUAGGGACGACACACAACCUCCCGACAGAAAGUCCAUUAUGUUAAGUUAUUUAUCUGUCACUUUUACUAUUUAAAGUUAAUUUCUGCUAUUUAUAACGUGUCAAUUGUAAUGAAUGACUCCCAAAUCGAGCACAAAUUCUGAUUUAUUUAUCACAAUAAGGCUUCAGCACCUUGUUUUGACUCAGAGAAAUCACUUUUAGUCUAAUGAAAAGGAUCUCAGAAACUGCGUCUGUGCAUUUACGGAUCCCACAGAUGGUACUGAGUCAUAAAACUGUAAUUAAGACCUUUACAAACCACAUUACAGUCAUUUGAGUGUUAACAGAACAUAACUUUCACUGCUACCAUCUUUUACAACCUGUCUGAACCUCCUGUUGUGGUAUAAACGGCUAAAUAUAGAAGUCUAUUCAUCAUUGCUUCACUUCCAUAAUGUCAAAGUCAUUGCCUUUUACUGGUGCAUAACAAUAGGCCUUUACAAAAGCUCUGCAGCUGUCACAGUGAGAGCUUAACAGGCUGAAUCAUGGUUUGUCGUGCAGGUUUACUGUGUUUACAACCCGGGCCUGAAAAGUAUUUUCCCAGUUAAUUAUCAUCAGGAGUAACAGCCUGAUGGAAAUAACUGUUUUGAUUUAAUAACUGAGCGAUCGUUUUAGACCUUUGAACCCGUUCACAUGUUGGUUUUGUUUACUUCCAGCUGAUUCCUCCAUGACUGAUCUUCCAGAGAGCCCUCAGCUCGGCAACUCGGAUGUCUCCAUCCAGGUGGUGUCCCCCUCUCCUCAGAGCACCGUGGUCCACACCCCCACCACCCAGAUGACCCCUGAGGUCGCUGAGUGGCUGCUGACCCCCGGCUUGGACAGAAUGGCUGCGUCUGAGUCCGGGAGAUCCCUGACUGCAGCAUCUCGGUCUGCAACUCCAAACCUCCGAGCUUCUAUUAACUGA
Messenger RNA from Xyrichtys novacula (pearly razorfish), 12243 nucleotides. Lineage: Eukaryota; Metazoa; Chordata; Actinopteri; Labriformes; Labridae. The record is from the annotation of a GenBank genome assembly.